AUGGCAGACGCCCUUGUGACGAUAUCAACACCCUCGGAUGGCGUCAGAGUCCUGGCCUUCAACCGGCCAACCAAGCGCAAUGCCCUCUCGCAGGACCUCAUCGACCAACUGCUCCAAGGCCUCGCCGCGGCUGCCAAGGACAGUUCGGUUAGAGUGAUCGUCGUUACCGGUAGCAGCACCUUCUUCUCAGCUGGAGCGGACAUUACGGAGAUCUCUCAGCUCGACGCUGAAACGGCACGGCAGCGUCGCUAUCUCGAAGACCUUUGCAGGUGUAUUACUGGGAUUCGCAAGCCCAUCCUCGCCGCUGUUGAGGGCAUGGCUCUUGGAGGUGGCUUCGAGGUCGCAUUGAUGUGUGACAUCAUCUUUACCUCCAACACUGCUCGGUUCGGGCUACCUGAAGUCAGCAUCGGGCUUUUGCCCGGCGCCGGUGGCACGCAGAGACUGACCAAUGCCAUGGGCAAGUUCAAGGCAAUGCAAGUCAUCCUACUGGGCAAGCAGAUCGAAGCCCCCGAGGCCCAUGCUGCUGGACUCGUGGCUGGCUUGUACAAACCUGGGACCGUCCUGGAGGAGACUCUCACGGUGGCGACGCAGUUGUCAGGCAAGAGUGCCACGGCCGUCUCCUUGUCCAAGGAGGCUAUCAAGAGAGCUGAUGAUCUUGGCCGCGACGAUGAGUUUGAGAGAAGUCUAUACUACUUCGCCUUUGGUACGGCAGACAAGCGAGAGGGCGUUGCAGCGUUCCUCGAGAAGAGAGCACCGACCUGGAAGACGGGCUAG
This is a messenger RNA of Emericellopsis cladophorae, 774 nucleotides long. RefSeq lists its product as uncharacterized. The transcript has 6 exons. Bases 1 to 774 code for a protein of 257 amino acids. Gene Ontology annotation, cellular component: mitochondrion. Gene Ontology annotation, molecular function: enoyl-CoA hydratase activity. Gene Ontology annotation, biological process: fatty acid beta-oxidation. The record is from RefSeq and is a predicted model, not a curated record. NCBI's taxonomy places the organism in Eukaryota, Fungi, Ascomycota, Sordariomycetes, Hypocreales, Bionectriaceae.